Aphanomyces invadans is the source of this 2255-nucleotide messenger RNA. RefSeq lists its product as hypothetical. NCBI's taxonomy places the organism in Eukaryota, Oomycota, Saprolegniomycetes, Saprolegniales, Verrucalvaceae. The coding region runs from base 55 to 2172 and encodes 705 amino acids. The transcript has 10 exons. The record is from RefSeq and is a predicted model, not a curated record.
GGUAUACAAGUAACGGCAGCAAGUGCUCGCUUCAGCUUGCGCAGUACCUCCGCCAUGGGCCACAAGAGCUACGUGAACCCCACGCUGGACGACGACGACGUCGGCAACGGGCAUCGUCCCGUGCGCCGCAAGGGCAGCGACAUGCCCGAGGACCAGAUGAAUGAACGGUCCCCGUUGACGGGCCAUCACGAUCGAAAGAAGGAUCGUCCGUUGCCAUGGGCCAAGGAUCCAACAUUUCGGCGAGCUCUGAUGGCGGUCGUGAUGGGCAUGACAGUGCUGUUACUUGUGUUCGGCGUCAUUCAGAGCCACGACGACAAGAGUUUAACGACAACGCCACCGGAACAACUCGAUGUCAUGGACGGAAUCCCGGAUGCCAAGGAAGACGGGACAGCCGAGCGUGGUGGUGCCUUGCCCCUGAUUGGCACCCCGUUCCUUCCAGCCGACGUCGACCCCGCACUGUCGUUGACGCAGUUGCUGGCAUUGUGGAAGCUGCCAGAAGAUGCCGUCACGUUGAUGACUUAUCGCGAGUGGGUCGAAUUGCACGAGUACUUGACUGCAGCUGCUGCUCGAUUUGAAGCCGUGCACGGCAGCGUUCUGGAGAAUGCCCAUCCAAGUGAUCGUCUGGACCAGUCCAACCUGCCCAUAAACAACGCAGCGACCAACCUGGCUUUGUUUCAUCGCAUCCUCGGUGAAAUUCGUGUCAAGCUCGACGACAUGCAAGCGCAUGUGGCCACGAACGAAGCAUCCGGUGCGCACGCUGCAACCGACAGCGCUCUGAGCGUCCUGGACAGUGCGGUUCCCCUUGCUCAAACGCCAAUGUCUGCUAUACCGAUGACGUCAACCACUGCGGUACCCCCAACAACAACGAUUGCCACACCGCAACCGACGACAAGUGCCCCCACCACCACGACAAGUGCCUCCAUCACCACGACAAGUGCCACCAUCACCACGACAAGUGCCCCCAUUGCGACAACCCCUCCUGCUACACCCACGACCAGCAUUUCCCCUGCAACACGGGCACCAAUUACGCUACCAAUGGCACCCUCGUCCGAGCCAGCUCCAACUGACGCCCCUCCUGCUGCUGUCCUCGGCUACCAAAAGGGCCUCUCGCUGUGGCUACAAGCGGAUCAAGGAGUCGAGUUCGCAGGUCCUUGUCCGCCAGACAGCUCCCAAUGCUAUGUCAAGCAAUGGAAGAAUUCGGCUGGGGCGGCGUCGUUUUACCCAGCCAAUUUAGCAAACCCGACGACGUUCCCCGUGUGGCUGCCGCGAAUCCGCAACGGCCUCCCGACGCUGCAUUUGACGUGUCCUAUGGUGUACUCGAACGGCGUCCUGCUGCGCGAUGGCAUGACUCUGUUCUUUGUCCUGUCACCUGCCCACCUAACGGACGACCCGAAUGACGCCAAGCUCCAAAAGUUUUUUGGCCAUGCUCCGUACGGCCAACUGCGAUUCCAAGCGCGGAAAGCAGCAUAUUUCGGACCAUCCGCUGUCGUCGCCGAGGACAACGACGGCAUCGCCCAAGGCGAGUUUGCUGUGGUCGCGUACCGGUUGGACAAGGGCGUGUCGAUUCAAGUCAACGGCCAAGGGUUUCGUGCGGAGUCUCCAGUCCAAGCUGGCGGAGCCAAGACCGGACUCCCGAUAUCGGCCACGGAAGCGACAACUUUGGGCAAUGUCAAGUCGUUGUGUGAUGCCAAUGCGUUCCAUGGCCGAGUUGCCGAAGUGCUCGUGUUUGACACUGUCCUUCCCAACGAUGCCCUCGAGGCAGUGCACUCGUAUUUGCACCAAAAGUGGGCCAUUCCCAGAGGCGUGCCCCGAGUCGCUCCACCCGAUCAAGGCAUGCACACGAUGUCAGACGACCCUGUGUCACCCGUGUCCGUCGAUGAGAGUCACCCUGACACUCCAAAGGAGGAAAGUACCCCACAGGACGAAUCCUCGUCUCUGCCGCCGCCAGCUCGAAAGAGCGGUGGAGGUCGUGAAUCGUUCAACCGAGACGACGUGUUCAAGUGGCAGCCGUCGUCGGAUGCGGAUCCAGCCCAAGUCGCGCUGUGGAAGGAAGCGGUGGCCGAGAAAAUCCGCAGCGUGGAGCGCUUUCAGUUUGGUGGCAAGAUCCUUCAUGACUUCAUCGACUCGCUCAAGACAGAGCUCAACGAUCUGCGCGACAACAUGUUUGGCUAACGGACGUCCCCAUAUAACGAAAUGUCUCUGUGGUUACAAUUGAGCGAAACCACCAAUUUUACUCGAAAUUGCGAUAAAUCGCG